CAGAAUGUUGUCAUCUGUCAUAUGUCAAUUUUACAGACAUUCAAAAUUUUUGAACUUUUUUAAAUAAGAAAAUUUCGUUCGGUUUUUGUGAGCUUUUUAAUUAAAACAAAGUACUAUGGCGGGUGUUCUUUUUGAAGAUAUUUUUAACGUGAAAGAUAUGGAUCCAGAAGGCAAAAAAUUCGACAGAGUGAGUCGACUUCAUUGCGAAAGCGAAUCGUUCAAAAUGGACCUCAUUUUGGACAUCAACUCUUGGUUAUACCCGAUGGAAUUGGGUGAUAAAUUUCGUCUCGUUCUGGCCACGACCUUAAGAGAAGAUGGUUACGCAGAUGGCGGAGACUGGAACCCCCAAGGUUUGGAAAACGAAGGUUCUAGAGCGGACAGUUUCGAAUAUGUAAUGGCAGGAAAGGUUUACAGGAUAGAAGGAGACGAAGCUGCCAAUGAACCAUCAAGCAGAUUAGCUGCCUAUGUGUCUUUCGGGGGCUUACUCAUGCGUCUACAGGGAGAUGCCAACAAUUUACACAGUUUUGAAGUUGACCAACAUAUGUACCUCUUGAUGAAGAAAAUAUUCAUGUAAUUCCUUUACUUUAAGACUUUUAAGUCCAAACUGUUAGUCCGUAAGAAAGUUUUAAAUAAAAAUUUUGUAAUUUUG
This is a messenger RNA of Psylliodes chrysocephalus, 649 nucleotides long. The record is from the annotation of a GenBank genome assembly. Lineage: Eukaryota; Metazoa; Arthropoda; Insecta; Coleoptera; Chrysomelidae.